ACGUAAUCUUAUCUUUAAUUUUACGCUUGACAUUUCCACCCAUAUUGUUUGUUACUAUAAGGUUUGGUCGUUGGAAGUGAUAAAAAAAUCUUCUUAGCCUCAACAGUUUGGAAUGUGAAACAUGCAUGUUUUUAGUUUGCUGUGUGUACGUGAUGGAGACAGAACAGAAAACGACAACAAGGAAAAAUCAGUACUAGAAAACUAUUAAAGCAAUGUGCAUACGAAUUGACAAGCUCGACAAAUCGCAACACUCAUUUUCAGGACAUACAAGAUAAGGUUUAUUAAACUUUCAAAAAUAUCAUCAGAAUUAUUUAGGGAGUAAAAUAUUAUUGGCAUGGCUGCAUCGUCGUCAGUUUCUUCGCCGGCGCUUUGUCUCGCUGGUCGAGUCGCUAUAGUCACGGGAUCAUCCCGAGGAAUAGGCCGUGGCAUAGCCAUCCACCUUGCGGAGCUUGGAGCUAGGAUCGUUAUUAAUUACUCCACUAACUCUGCUGAGGCCGACAAGGUUGCGGCGGCUAUUACCACAAACUGUCCAGAUAACGAUGCAGCAGAACAAGUUACCGGAAAACAUCCACGUGUCAUCGUCGUCAAAGCCGAUAUCUCGGAGCCUAACCAGGUGAAGUCGCUUUUCGAUGAGGCGGAACGAGCCUUUGGGUCACCAGUUCAUAUCCUGGUUAACUCUGCUGCUAUUGCUGAUCCCAAUCACUCGAGUAUUUCAAACACAUCAGAAGAACUCUUUGAUCGCAUUUUCAGUGUGAACACAAGAGGUGCGUUUUUAUGCGCUAGAGAAGCAGCCAACAGGCUAAAACGUGGAGGGGGUGGCCGGAUCAUCCUCCUCUCAUCUUCCCUUGUUCAAUCCUUGAAACCAUCCUAUGGCUCAUACACUGCUUCAAAGGCAGCCAUAGAAGCCAUGUCCAAAAUUCUUGCAAAAGAGCUCAAAGGAACGCAGAUCACAGUGAACUGUGUUUCUCCUGGACCAGUCGCCACAGAGAUGUUUUUUGCAGGACUGAGCAAUGAGAUUGUGGAGAAAGUAAAGGCACAGAACCUAUUUGGUAGGCUUGGUGAGACCAAAGACAUUGCAAAUGUUGUUGGAUUCUUAGCCAGCGACGCUAGCGAAUGGAUCAAUGGACAAGUCAUCAUUGCUAAUGGUGGCUCUAUCUUGUAAAGAAAAAAAGGUUGUGCCAUGAGAGUCACCAAGAACCCGACCAAACGAUUGAACAUAAUUAUACAUAGUGCUCUGGAGUUGGUUUUCUAAUCUGACUAGGAAAAAUCACAUUAUCCUUGACAAAUAUGAAAAGAAAUCAAUGUAACCA
Molecule: messenger RNA, 1310 nt
Organism: Raphanus sativus (radish)
Lineage: Eukaryota; Viridiplantae; Streptophyta; Magnoliopsida; Brassicales; Brassicaceae
Product: NADPH-dependent aldehyde reductase 2, chloroplastic
Exons: 2
Coding region: 335-1162 (275 amino acids)
Molecular function (GO): oxidoreductase activity
Source: RefSeq, a predicted model, not a curated record